GCAUAAAUUCGCAUUCAUUCCCAAGCUCUGGAAAAGAAGGCUAAACUUAAAGUAGGUAGCAGCCGCCAAGACUUCCGCUGUAUGGCGCUUGGUUGCUUGAGGACGGCACGCACUAGUGCCCAGCGAUGUCCGCUUUCUUUGGAUCCCCGGCGCGCGCCAGCUUUUUAGUAGGAAGUUCUGACAAGGAUCUCAAAGACACCGGCCUACUUUCCCAAGACCGCAAAGGAGUCCAGUCUACAAUGGAUAAGCAAUCAACUCCGGAGGCCAAGUCUCCAGCUAAGCGGCGCGGGUGGACUGGUUCACCUUUUAGAAAGCGGGCCCAGAACCAGUCAUCUGUUGAGGGGGGCACUUUGCAGAGGUUGGUCGAAGGGGAUGACGUUGCGACGAGUUCUGAGGGAGUGGUUGAUGAAAACAGCGGGGACCCGUCUGUGCAAGAGCGCUCUUCCUUGGAUGGGGGAUCAAUGGAUCAGCGGAGCCUGGCCAUGAGUAUGGAAUUCUUUGAUGCCGAGGAGGCCUUGGAAUCCGCAUCUGACAUCAGCACGCAGCCCGACGACAGCCUGGGCCUGCGGGAGCGCCUGCAGCAGGAAAUCCGCACGCGCGUUCUCGCCCAAGAAGCGCUCGCGGCGCUCCAAGCGGAGCGCAACGAACUUCUGAGGCGGUUGGAGCAGUCUCAGACAGUGCAAGGUGCGGCGGAGAACCCCACGGAAGGUGCCACUGGUAGUCUCUCGGAAGGUACUGUGGAAACGCCAUUGGGAGAUGAAAUUGACAACCCCUCGGAAGCUGCUGUGAUUAGUUCGCAGGGAGACAUUAGGAAAGCGACGGAGGACAGUGAAGGCGCUGCAGAUAAGCAGGCGGAGGGUCUUGAUAAGCCUGCGGAAGGUGCUCACAUUUUGUUGGAGAGAACGGAUCUUGAAGGAGCGGAGGUGGUUGAGGACGCAAAAAAGGCUGGUGAGAGCGGCGACGGAGAUUGCGAGAUGGGGGGUGGCUCUGCGGGGCCAGAAGUCCCAACCGACCAGAAUGCGGAUCCACCGGAGUCGUCCAGCGAGCUGGGAAUGCUAGACGGCGGCUCAGCAACGAAUCCAGGUACGGAAGCAGGGGUGAACGGGGAGGGGGGUCAGGUCCCCCCUGAAGCGCAGGCUGGGCCGUCGGGGGCCCCGAAGGCGGGGUUUGCGUCAUCUUUAUCGGAGGGGAAGGACAGCGCACUUGCAGAGGGGGGCCUGAGGGAGGCGCUCGCGAAGAAGGACUCAGAGAUUGCGCGGUUGAAGGAGAAGCUGGUCUACUGGGACCGGGUCAACGAGGAGUACCGGGUGCAAAGAGAGGAGGCAAAGGAAAAGAAACGGGAGGCCCGGAGACGAUACCAAAGGCGGCGGGCGUGGACCAUAGGUCUGCUGGGCGGAACUGUUGGAUUGUGCAUACUCGGAGGCGCAGUCUACGGUGCUUAUCAGUACUGGGAUGGUGACACCCCCUUCUUUGCAGCAGCUGAGUCUGAUGAGAAGUCGUCAGCAGCCGCGCCGAGUUCGUCUGAUGUUGUAUUAGAGGAAAGUGGAUCUUCACGUGUUGCGGUUAAUAAACAGUCAUGAGUACAGAAUAGUGUACAUAAUACUGAUAGUGAUGAUAGAGGUACGUCAAUAUUGGACCAGGUUCUUGGUAAAGUUUGUAUGAUCUGGAUGGACUCGCCUGCCAAGAGUUGACAAGCUGCCGAAUCGAAUACUU
Klebsormidium nitens is the source of this 1713-nucleotide messenger RNA. The record is from the annotation of a GenBank genome assembly. Lineage: Eukaryota; Viridiplantae; Streptophyta; Klebsormidiophyceae; Klebsormidiales; Klebsormidiaceae.